This is a messenger RNA of Kluyveromyces lactis, 2859 nucleotides long. RefSeq names its product karyopherin KAP114 (gene KAP114). The record is from RefSeq and is a predicted model, not a curated record. Gene Ontology annotation, biological process: protein import into nucleus. Lineage: Eukaryota; Fungi; Ascomycota; Saccharomycetes; Saccharomycetales; Saccharomycetaceae. Gene Ontology annotation, cellular component: nuclear envelope; cytosol. Bases 1 to 2859 code for a protein of 952 amino acids. The transcript has a single exon. Gene Ontology annotation, molecular function: small GTPase binding.
AUGUCUAUUCCUUAUUUAUUGGAAGGAAUUCAGUCCCCACAGAAAGAAGAAAGAGAAGAUGCAGAGAACAGUUUACUAGAACGUUGUGCUACAGAUCCACCCGACACUUUUAUCGAGUUGAUUGAUACAGCUACUAAUAACAAUGCUUCAGCCAGUACCAGGCAACUGGCUUUAUUGUGUUUAAGAAAGUUCACUACUAUGUAUUGGUCCGCAGGUUUUCCCUCAUUUGUUGGACCGCCAGGUGUGGGCGAACAAGGGAAAGAUCUAGUAAGGCGAGGUCUUUUAAGUUUACUUGCAAACGAAGAUACCGAGAAGAAGGUUAUCUCUACUGUAACUUAUUGCAUUGUUCAGAUUUGCGCUGUUGACUUCCCAGAUGAAUGGCCUGGAUUGUUAGAUUAUUUGAAUGAGAAUAUUCUAAAUUAUCAUUCAGAAAAUGCCAUCAGCCUACUGACGGAACUUGUUCAAGAUAUUAUUACAAAUGAGAUGUUUUUCGAUAACCAUUCGGGAGCCAAGAUAGUAAAUACGGUUUUGUUAGCAUUAAAUGACGAUACUUUGCGUUUGCAAGCGAAAUCGAAACUCUUACAACUAUACCACCAUUGCAUAUCUCAAUUACGCAACGUUUCAAUGUUUGUUACAUCUGAGCUUAUGAGCGAGUGGCUCAUUCCUCACUUAAAAGCUAUGAAUGACUGCAUCGAUAAGUUAUUAGAAAGCUAUGGAAAUAAUAUGGAAUCUGAAGUAAUUGGACUCAAAGGAGAACUGUUUAUGGCAUUAAGUAAAUUAUUCGACCUCAAUCAGAGCAUUUUGGGUUCUAAUGGAGAUUUAUCAUAUAGACUACGAAUAACUUUGGAUGCUAUCAAGUCAAAUGCUAACAGCUAUGCCAGAGCUCUCACAAAUAACGACGAACUAAGGUUAGAGAUAAUUAACUCCAGUUGUAUCAAUACCGUCCAAUAUCUUGCAUACAUCCCAUCAGAUCUUAUAGAAAAUCCCACAUUACCGGAUUUCACAGAAGAUUUCAUCAAAUUGUGUUUGCUUCCUGAAGACUACUUUAAACUGUCAGACUUCAAUGAAUUUAUUUCUAAAGAAACUGGAUUAUCAGCUUCAUAUAAUGCCAGAGAUGAAAUUGGCCAAUAUGUUUCAAGCUGCAGCGACGAGAUAUAUCGUCACAUCACUGAUUCCGUAUUGCAAAAAUGCCUACAAGUCACUUCAAAUGAGGCACAGUACCAAGAAGCGUGUCUAUUCUUAUUCCAAGAAUUAUGCUCCAACGAGACAAGCAUGAAUGUUCCAAGAUAUCAGGAUUUCUUAUCUUUGGCCGUGAUGAUUCUAGAUGAUGAUGCCUGUCCUACAUUUGUGAAAUCAAGAACUAUAUUAACAAUACCCAAGUUCUUCGAGAAUAACAUGGAAACUUUACCUGAAAUCAAACAGUUAGUGCAACAAUUCCUUGUGAAGACAGUUAAUUGUACAAUUUCAGCUGAAGACGACUUUCUUUUGGCAUCGUUAGUCAUAUCAUUCACUUAUUACACCUCAUUCGCUGAACUUGGCAGUAUUCUUGAUUACCAAACGUCUAUGAUUUUGCAACAGUCGUUGCUAAAGGCAAUUAAAACUCUUUAUGUUGAUAGUGAAGAAGAUUCUCUUGGUCUUCUUCUUGAAGCAAUGCACGAAAUUGUCAAAACUUGGCAUUUCCAACAGGAUCUUCAUACUAAACAAGAAAUUUUGAACUUGCUUUUGAAGUUAUCCUCAAGUGAACCAUCCAAUGUGAGAAUAGUCUUUGAAUCUGUCCGGUCACUUCCUUAUCUCUUGAGAGAUAUCAAUUGUACAGAUUACACUAGACUUUGUGAAAGCUGUUUCCCAAGUUUUAUAGAAGCUAUGUCAACGUUCUUACAAAGCCAACAAACUUAUUCACCACUGGUUGUCCUUGCACUAGAAUUUCUCUCAGUAUUUCUGAAGAAUCCACCGGUGGGAAACCAUAUUUCUGAUGAAGUGGCUGAAUACGUUCUCAACCCAAUUGUGCAGUUUAUCAAACAGUGUCCUGAUGAAAACAUCGCCGAGACUGCCUUGCAGGCUUUUGUUUAUUUGGCUUGUAAUUCUAAUCCUAAGUUCUGGAAAGAUUCAAUGUUCGACUUAUGCUCUUUAGUAUUUGAUCCUGAGAGGUCACUUUAUAAAACCAUUGAUGUUGCUCCUAUAAUGUUGCUUUCACUAAGAGUUACACAGCCACAUGAAAACAGAUUUAUAGGGCAGAUUAUGGAGUAUACAAUCUCCAAGUUAGUGGACCCUAAUAAACUGCAUCCAGUCGACAGUUUUAUAAUAAUAUCCUGUGAGGUUAUCUUAAAAGAUAUUCAAAGUUUCCUUGCAUAUAUCUUCUCAAUACCUAUUUCUGCGGAAGAAUCAAUACCUAAUAAGUUAAUCCGUGAGUUAUUUGAUUGCUUUGAAGAAAACCGCAGCAAAAAUAUGUUGAAGGAAGUGGCAUUAUCACUAUCUGAACUCUUUUUUUCUAACGACCAGAGGCUUACUCGGUCUUCAUAUCAUGAUGAAUCUGAUGGCGUGGUAAGACCUUUUAAAGAGUAUAUUGUAAAGAUGUUUGCGGAUGAAUUGACAAGACAAACUGAUAUUGAAGAAGAAGAAGAAGAAGAAGAAGAAGAAGAAAACGACAUAACCCCCAAAGAUUAUGAAGAGGACUACGUGUCACAACUAAAUGAUGAUGUGGUAUUACUUACUGGUCGUGUUAUCGAUAUGGAACUCAAAGAAAUAUUAGUGCAGUUUUUCAAAAGUACACAGCAGUCGAAUGACAACUCAUUGGGUAGAGUUCUGAAGAACUUGGAUGAACAAGAACGCCUGAAAAUAUUAUCCGCUCUAUUCGAAUGA